Mercenaria mercenaria is the source of this 3241-nucleotide messenger RNA. Its product is annotated as cholecystokinin receptor-like. Lineage: Eukaryota; Metazoa; Mollusca; Bivalvia; Venerida; Veneridae. Gene Ontology annotation, biological process: neuropeptide signaling pathway. The transcript has a single exon. The record is from RefSeq and is a predicted model, not a curated record. Gene Ontology annotation, molecular function: neuropeptide receptor activity. The coding region runs from base 323 to 1540 and encodes 405 amino acids. Gene Ontology annotation, cellular component: membrane.
AUUCACAUCAGUUUGUGUCAAGAGGGAGUGCGUGAUAAUCUCUAAAUUUAUUUCAUUACUCUUCCUUCUAAAUGUUUAAAAAGUAUCUUUGUUGCACUGAUUUCCUGUCGGACAUCUUACCACUUAUUGUCUUUUUGGUGGCUCUUGGCGAUUUUACAAGAUGCUUCGGAAAGAAAAUGCGAUGGCAAACAGAAAUAUUCUAACGUCAUGUAUGUUUAUGGAAUAACACAAAGCAAUGGAAUAAUCCAAAUCAGCCAGAUCGUCUACGUGAUUUGCUGAAAUUAAUAACUAAAAGUGAAAUAGCUAUCAAGUCUUGUACAAAAUGAAUAACACAACAACAAACAAGGAUGCAUUGCUUGAACAGCUUAACAACGAAAAAGCAGUUCUGAUGAUACCUGCUUUUGUGUAUUUGGUGGUUUUAAUGUUGGCUGGAAUAAGUGGCAAUGUUUUAAUUUGCUACUACUACGGUUGGAAGUCAAAAAGAAGUUCAGAUAAUAUGUUUAUUCUCGGAGUGGCGAUGUACGAUCUUAUCUUAUGCACUUUGUCGAUUCCAAUAGAAAUUGUGGACAUAAGAUUUUUCUAUAAUUUCCCUUACGCCGGUGCUUGUAAAGUUAUGAGAUUUGUGAACUACUUUGCGGCAAUUGGCAGUGUCUUUACGCUAAUAGUAAUUGCUAUUGACAGGUAUAGAAAAAUUUGCAGACCAUUCAAGAAGCAGUUCAGAAGUAAAGGGGCUAAAAUAGCAUGUGGAAUUUCUAUUCCGUUUUCGUUGUUACUGUCCUGGCCUGCAGCCAUAUUCUACACGUCUGUACCUGUGGAUAUAUUGACAGAGGAUGGCAUCGAGCUGCAAGGUAUUGACUGUACAACUACAAGGGAAGCCUCAUACAAGAUGUAUGUGUGGAUUUUCAAUGGAUUUUUUCUUCUUGCUUUCAUAAUUUCGGCCAUUAUUCUUUUUGUGUUGUACGGUCUUGUUGGAAGAGCUAUAUAUAAACACAACAAAUCACAAAUUAAAUACACUCGACCAAAAACGUCAUACUCCCAUACCGUUGAAAGUCAUGUGACCGAUAACAACAGUCCAAAAGUAAACGUAAACAAAAGAAAGACAAGUCGUGAAACAGAAGGUGUCAGUGAAGCUCAUUCUACCGGAAGUGAAAUUCACACUAAAAUUGUUCCUAACAAACCAAAAGAACACGUUAGCGUCAAAACUAUGAAAUUUACAACAGUAAUGUUUGUUAUAACGACAGUAUUUGUUGUUAGCUUUUUACCACACCUGGCUUUGUCGCUCUGGAGAGCCUUCCAAGGCACAUAUGAAGGGGAAUCUCUUUCUGGCGCUGGACUUGUAGCCUUUCAAAUUGGUCUGCGAUCAUAUUUUCUGAAUUCAGCAAUUAAUCCUUUAACCUACGGAUUAUUUAACUCGAAAUUUCGAGCAUUUUUCUACAUGACGUUCUGUUCGUAUUGCAAAAGGUUAACUGAUAGGCGCACGGUUUCCUCGAGUUCUGGUACAACUGCACAGUUUCGAAUGCACUCUCUAACAUCCCACUAAAAUUCUUAUCAGAUACGUUGACAUGUCAUAUUCAUAUAAUACAUGUUAUUAUCAUAGACUAUUAUAUUAUAAUAUAAAAUAAAAUUGAUUAGAGUUUAAAACAGUGUAUAAAAUAUAUGUGUUAUUAUCAUUGUCAUUAUUAUUUUUAUUAUUAUUGUUAUAAAUGAAACUGCGUGUAUCCUUGUCUAUGAUCUUGGCCUUAGGACCUGAAAUUUUUUAUAUGACCAAGGCUUCCAAGGCAGGAUUUCUUCUAAUGAUGCUUAACAUUAUACAUCAGUCUUCGUUAGAAUAUCUGAAAUCGGUAAAAACGAUUCAUGUAUAUCUGAGCCAUGUUUUAAUGCAUGUAUUUUUCUUUUACAUUUUCUUCUUCUAACUUUAAAUGUAUGACGAUUGAAAAAUAAAUUAUAAAAAGUUAAUACUGGUUUAGAUAUAUAAAUGUACACGAAAUUUAUAAGUGUUCUUGUUUGUGACAUUGGCGACCCAUGGACGUGCAAACCUGCCUCUUGCAGACGACGUAACUCACAUGACAUUUUUAAAAGCUAUAUCGUUAUGCCUUUACAGCAGUAUAAAAUGCAAAUCUAAUGGUAAAGUCGUCUUGUGAAUAAUGUUUUAUCUUAAUACUGUCUGUUUUCAUCUACAAACUUAGGGUUCACUUGAACUAGAUUUUGUGUAAAACUUGAUACAAGUACAUAGACAAAGUUAGAUGUAAAAAGAAAUAUGUUCCGAAAUACUGAGUUGAGUCUUUUAGUUACUAAAAUUUAAAGUUCACAAUUUUCAAUAAAACAAAUAAAUGGUUGUAAUUUACCCGGAAGUUAGAAACACGAUAUUGAAAACUAAAGUCGUCUGUUUGUUUGUUUUGGGUUUAACGCCCUUUUUCAACAGUAUUUCAGUCAGGUAACGGCGGGCAGUAAACCUAACCAGUGUUUCUGUGUUCUGUACCAGUACAAACCUAUUCUCCGCAAGUAACUGCCAACUUCCCCACAUGAAUUAUCGGAGGUGGAGGACGAAUAAUUUCAGACACAAUAUCUUUUAUCAAAUCGUCACGGAGAACAUAAGUCGUACUUUACAUAGCCAAUAAAAUGUUAAGCCCAUUAUAAAGGUAGAUAUUGAUAAACAUUUUACAUUAAAAAACUUAUAUAAUUAUAAAAGGUGUCAACAUGAAGAUCGGAAACCAAAACCAGUUUCUCUGGAUCCACCUUUUGAAUUUCUCUUAGGGCUGAGUAAAUGUAACAUAAUAUGCAUAGUAAUUUAUAUAUAAUUACACGAUCAUUUCAACGGUUUAAACAGUUUCUUUUGAUACCUUAUAUGUAUGGGAUUCCUCUUGUGUACGUAACUUUUGUUUUAUUGUCCUGUAAUAUUAAAACUUGGUGGGAGAAUAACAAUGGAUAUUUGUUCACAAUAAACCAGCCCAAAUGUGUAAGUGUUUUACUACUGGCCGUUCCAAGGUGGUGUCUCAUAAUCCUGUAUGCGUGUUUUUGUCCAGGUUGUCAACUUGUUUUCACUUUAUUAAGUAUCGUAUUUACAUAUCCAUUACGGCGACAUCGAUGCACGCGCUGCUCUAGCGUUUUGUUCUAAGUGGAGACACCAUCUCAGAAUGCGACUUUGACUUUUGGAUCUUUGUGUUUAUUUUAAAAUACGAUAUGCCAUUAUACUUUGCAGAAGCUACUUUUGAAGAAAUUCCUUAAUAAAGUAAUAACGUUG